AUGCAUGGAUUCUCCGGUGCUAAUGGUUUUGUGGAGCUAGGUGAAUGCUGGGCAGAGAUGAUUAAAUACGUGGCUAAUGAACCAUCCAUUGGGCUUUUUUUUAUCCAACAACAUACUCAAACAGCUGUGCUCAAUAUUAUUAAACUUCAAAACAAUGUUAUUGCGAAGUCUCGUGAAACAAGUUUACACACACAAGAUUUAGAAGAUUCGAUCGUAAUGGUUAGAUCGAUGAAGGAGUGUGGAUUUUCUAUAGUUGAUGAGAUGAUUGGAGACAUUAAAAAAUCUCUAAUAACUAUGGGAGCAAAACAACCAAAAAAGGGGUUGAUUCGUCCUGCAACAAAUAUUGAUAGAACUAGUUUUGGGGGUAAUUCUGCUAUUUAUGCUCUUGAAAGAAGUGAAAAAAGGGGCAUUACAUCUUCGCAGGGUAUGGAAACUGAAGAGCUCAACUUGUCGCACUUGGUUAAAGAUGAACCUCAAUCUCAAUCUCAACCUCAACAUAGUAAUGUUAGUGAUCUUGAGAAGUUAUUAGUCUCAGAAAAGUAUGAUGACUUCAAAGCUAAUAUAGAAGCUAAACUUGAGGAGUGGCUAAAAGGAACUAACAGCCAUCAUGACAAUUGUCGAACAGUUGACGAUAAAAAGCUUUAG
This is a messenger RNA of Arachis ipaensis, 645 nucleotides long. The record is from RefSeq and is a predicted model, not a curated record. Lineage: Eukaryota; Viridiplantae; Streptophyta; Magnoliopsida; Fabales; Fabaceae.